This is a messenger RNA of Rhodotorula toruloides NP11, 1386 nucleotides long. RefSeq names its product protein rds1. NCBI's taxonomy places the organism in Eukaryota, Fungi, Basidiomycota, Microbotryomycetes, Sporidiobolales, Sporidiobolaceae. The record is from RefSeq and is a predicted model, not a curated record. The transcript has 7 exons. The coding region runs from base 1 to 1386 and encodes 461 amino acids.
AUGCAUGCUCUUCCUGCGCGGAAGUGGGUCGCCUGUCUCCUCCUUGCCUUCCUUUUCCUCCUUCCUCCCAGCCUCUCUCCCUCGAAGACUUUCGGAGGAGCUGCUAAGCGGCGCAACGACGUACCACAAUGGUCCACUUCCGCUACUGCUUGUCCGGCGUCGUCCUGCUCGGGUCCACAACCGCCUCGCCCGUCCUCCUCCCUCGUCAAGGCGGAAGGCAGCGGCCUUCCCCCCAACGCUACGGUUCCGCAACGUUCUGACGGCAACGUCACCUACCGGAUCGUGCCGACCACGUCGAACGGCUCGUCCUUCCUCGACCCGGUCGUCGUCUCUCACCCUCUCGGCGUCAAUGCGACUGGCUGGGACGUUCCGUUCAGCAACGGCUCGGAGCCGUACCCUGGCGCCCACCUAAUCCUCGGACUGCUCGACCCGAACCCGGACUACGCCGUCAAGUCCAACUUUGACUUCCAGUCGCUCAACCUCGCUUUGAACCAGGAGCUAAUCGAACUCGACCUCUUCCACAACAUGCUCGCGCGCUUCUCGGUUGAAGAGUUCGAGGCGGCCGGCUUGAACGCGGACGACCGCACGCUCAUCGAGCACAUGGCCGACCAGGAGGUUGGACAUGCUAUCGCCAUCACCAACAUGCUCGGCGUUGACCGCGCGGCAAAGCAAUGCGUCUACCAGUACCCCUUCAACACCGUCAAGGAGGCUAUCCUGUUCUCACAGAUUCUGACGCGCUGGGGCGAAGCAGGGGUUUACGGCUUCCUGAACCAGCUCGACUCGCGUCCGUCGGCUCAGAUCCUCCUCCAGUCUAUCACGACCGAAGCGCGCCAGCAGAUGGUGUUCCGCCAGUUCCAGGGCCUUCCCGCCAUGCCCGAGUGGUUCGAGACCGGCAUUCCUCAGUCCUACGCCUGGACGCUCCUCUCGCCGUACAUCCAGAGCUGCCCUCCCAACAACCCUCGCAUCGAAUUCACCCGCUUCCCGCUCAUCAACAUUACCAACCAGCCAUACGCGCUUGACGGCCAGCCGGGCAUCAACUCGAACUACACGCUCACGGAGGGCGCCGGCCGUACCCUCCAGUUCACCUGGGAGCCGCUCAACAAGACGGUCGGCUACGACGGCCUCUACAAGACGCAGUCCGUCGCCGGUGAACCCAAGUUUAUGGCGUUCAUCAGCCAGCUCAACGUCACCUACGCGCCGCUUCAGAACGUCUCAGACUACUCGGCUUCGGCCGUCGUGCCCAACGGCACCGUCUUCGCCGGCGAAGUCCAAAGCGUCGGCUCCCUUUUCGUCGCGUUGACCGACAGCGACCCCUUCCUUACGCCUUACUCUCUCCCUCUCAUUGUGAACCAUACUGUCGCGGUCGGGUUGUACCAGCUUUCGUGA